Molecule: messenger RNA, 874 nt
Organism: Carassius carassius (crucian carp)
Lineage: Eukaryota; Metazoa; Chordata; Actinopteri; Cypriniformes; Cyprinidae
Product: tectonin beta-propeller repeat-containing protein 1-like
Exons: 3
Coding region: 63-506 (147 amino acids)
Source: RefSeq, a predicted model, not a curated record
UGUAUGCUGUGAUAAAGGAGGUGACGGCCCUGGUGCCCGUGUUAAGGGACUCUCUGUACACCAUGGCUGUUUACACCCCAAAAAGAACCAAACAGAGACGCCCCAUUUUACUGGCAACUCCUUAUCAACAAGACUUCAACACAUGGCUGUCUCUGUUGAACGAGUCAUGUUGUGCGUCCAGGGAACUUGGAGAGCAUCCAUCCAAACAGGCCCUGUGGGCUGUGACGUGUAAAGGUGACGUCCUGGUGCAUGAGCCGUCACCCAUUCUGGAAGCCCCGGCGCAGUACUUACCCUGCGACCACUUGUUCUGGCAUCAGGUUCCUGCUCAUCUGCUCUGUGUGGAGUCUAACAGUCUGGGUGUGGUGUGGGGCAUUGGUUACGAUCACACCGCUUGGGUCUACACGAGGGGCAGGGUAAACAUACACGCAGCUACCCGUGUCCCUCUCUCUUACUUAGUUUGGACCCUGCAAGUUAAAUAUAUGCUGAUUUGGAUGCUGGUGUGCUGAUCUUCCCAUGAGGCUUCACCAGCGUAUCUUUCUUGGUCAACCCGCUUAACCAAAAAGACCAAGUUUUGCAUCAUGGUCCACCAGUUAGACCAGCACCAAACCAGCAUAAACCACCAGACUGGACCAGGAUGUAAUUCAUGCCGGUCUAAGUUGAACUUUGCAGCAGGAUGGGAUAUUCAGUAUCUACUGCACAGUUCUGGAUUCAACACAUAGUCACUGACACAGAGUCUCCUUCACUAAUAAUUGCACAGAUUACUGCUAUUACUUGAUUACUCACAAUUUGCAUAAAACGCACCCAAAUCAUCUUCUUUUCUUCUUCAUUUAAUGCUUUGCAUUACUAAAAUACUGAAACUAAUAAAAAACGUUAU